AUGGCAAGCACAACCACCGCACUCGUCCUCCAUGGCGCCAAAGACCUCCGCCUGGAACAACGUUCUAUCUCCACCCCAUCCAGCACAGAAGUCCAAGUCGCCAUCCGAGCAACCGGAAUCUGCGGCUCAGACCUCCACUACUACAGCCACGGCCGCAAUGGCGACUUCGUCGUCCGCUCACCAAUGUGUCUGGGCCACGAAUCCGCCGGCACAGUAACAGCCGCCGGCACCUCCGUCUCAUCCCUGAAAGUCGGCGACCGAGUCGCUCUCGAAGUCGGUCUCCCAUGUCGCACCUGCGCACUCUGCAAACAAGGCCGCUACAACAUCUGCAAAGCCAUGCAAUUCCGCAGCUCGGCAAAGAGCUUCCCCCACCUCGACGGCACACUGAUGGAACGUACGAACCACCCAGCAGAUAUGUGUCACCUCCUCCCAGACAGUGUCUCCGAUGCAGGCGGUGCGCUCGUUGAGCCGCUCGCUGUCACGCUGCACGCUGUGCGGCGCUCACACCCACCUAGCAAGGAGGAAGUAGCGCAGAACCGCGCAGCUGGGGAGGAGACCGCUGCGUUGGUCUUCGGCGCCGGCGCAAUUGGUCUCCUGCUUGCUGGAGCGUUGGCUGCUAGUGAGAAUUUCACGACGAUCGUCGUUGCUGAUAUCGAUGCGCGGAGAUUGAAGAUCGCGGAGGAGAUGGGACUUGGUCUGAAGACUGCUCUUAUUUCUAGAGCGGAGACACCGCCUCCUGCGAAGGACGCGCCUCAUGCUGAGCAGACUGCCUAUGCGCUGGAGAAUGCGCAGAAGGUUGCGGCUACGUUGGUUGAGGCGGUUGGUGCCAAGGAUGGACUUGUCGUUCCUGGAUUCAGUCGUGUUUAUGAUUGUACUGGUGUGCCAGCUUGUGUACAGGCUGGUAUCUAUGCUAGUGCGCCUGGUGGUGUGUUGGUGCAGAUUGGCAUGGGGAAUCCUAUCCAGACGCUGCCUGUUGGUGCGGCGGCGCUGCGCGAGGUGGAUAUCAUUGGUGUGUUCCGCUAUGAUGGAAAUGCAUACCCUGCUGCUAUUGCGCUGCUGGCUAGUGGGAAGAUGAAGAGUGUUGAGGAGAAGGUUGUUACGCAUAGGCUUACCUUGGAGGAGGGCGAGCGGGCGUUUACACUUGCUGGAAACGGUGUUGAUGAGGAGGGGAACCCUGUUGUGAAGGUUGUCAUUGAGAGCCGACGACGCUCUAGCGGCUCUUUGUAA
This is a messenger RNA of Penicillium coprophilum, 1227 nucleotides long. Its product is annotated as NAD(P)-dependent alcohol dehydrogenase. The record is from RefSeq and is a predicted model, not a curated record. Lineage: Eukaryota; Fungi; Ascomycota; Eurotiomycetes; Eurotiales; Aspergillaceae. The coding region runs from base 1 to 1227 and encodes 408 amino acids. Gene Ontology annotation, molecular function: zinc ion binding; L-iditol 2-dehydrogenase (NAD+) activity. The transcript is spliced from 2 exons. Gene Ontology annotation, biological process: D-sorbitol catabolic process.